AUGCAGGUCGACUUGCAAGUCGUUCGCAAUCCAUCAGAAGACACAGAGAAACUACCGAAGCCACAGCCAAUUUGCUCUUGUCCCUCCUCUGCAUCAAUGGCUUUUGCCGUUGCACAGCGGGCCGGCUACGGCCGAAGUGGUUCUCGGUCGCCGCGGUUGCAGAAGCAGGUGGAGGUUGAAGCAGACCAUGGUGGGCCCGACGGAUUGCCGUGCGACUUCAAGGGUGGCUUCAAUGCGCAGAUGCUCAUGCAGCGGGACUUCUUGGCCCAGUUUCUCGUGCCAGAGCAACCUCAUGCUGCCAAAAGUCCGAAUGCGCCCCGCGAGGCUGCAGCUGGAUUGCCGGUCGAAGCUGCAAAGGUUUUGAUGCUGGGCCCUGGCCCUGGCCGCGUGCCCUGGCUGGGCUUGCCUGCUGGCGUUGCAUGUGUAGCAGCAACGCUGCAGCUCUUCUCGCGACUUCUACCUGGCAGUGUGGCUGAGGGCAUGUGCGACGAGCUGUGCAAGCAGGCUACGGCAGAUCCAUCCAUGCCUGUGGAGCUGGAUGCACUUGCAACGCGAGUCGGCCUCGUGAGCUGUCCGGUUCCCUCCGCGGUGCCGUCGCUGCAGGGAGGCUGUGGUGAGUCCAUGUUGACAAUGAUCGCAUGCUAUUUCAUGACGUUUUGGCUGACAAGUUUUGCAAGAUCCCUAUCAAGAUGGUUCUUCUGUCGUUGGCUCUUGAGCGCUUUGUUGAAUAUCGACGACCCUGUAGCUGACCUGCAGGAGAAGGAGAAGGCAACGAUCAGCUGUCACCCUCGAGAAAACCGGUUUGAAGAAAGCUGCCACCCCAGUAUCAAGGCAUAG
Molecule: messenger RNA, 837 nt
Organism: Symbiodinium necroappetens
Lineage: Eukaryota; Dinophyceae; Suessiales; Symbiodiniaceae
Source: the annotation of a GenBank genome assembly